AGCACCAACUUCACGAUCUCGGACGUUACGUCGGCGUUCACCGCUGCGAAGAUUGUCCCAGAUGUGCUGCCUGCAUUCAAUCCGACCGGUAUAUUGAAUGUGGUGUUCUUGGACAACACUACCGGGUCCUCCGUUAACGUAACGCCCGGCGAAAACCUGACCAGGGAGCAAAACGCACUUCGUCCGCAGGUGUUCUUGACCACGAACGACACGUCGUUUGCCCAGCAGACGUUCGUGCUCGCCAUGGUCGACCCGGACGCGCCGACGCCCCAAAGUCCGACGGUAGCACAGAUUCGGCACCUGCUCGCCCCUGGUAUCCAGGCCAAUGGCAGCCUCGCUGCCGGCGCAGCCCUCGUGAACAACACGCCUGCCAUAUCGGACUUCCUCAGGCCGACUCCCCCUGCAGGGUCUGACCCGCACCGCUACAUAUUGCUUCUCUUCGUGCAGCCGGCGAACUUCACCACCGUCGCGUCGCAGUUCGUGAACGCUUCGACGCCCAUCAGCAACUUCAACAUCUCGCUCUUCGCAGAGCAGGUCGGGUUGGGCAGCCCGAUCGCCGGCAACUUCUUCUUGACUGGCCCGGACGCAAACAGCACC
Trametes versicolor FP-101664 SS1 is the source of this 597-nucleotide messenger RNA. RefSeq names its product PEBP-like protein. The record is from RefSeq and is a predicted model, not a curated record. NCBI's taxonomy places the organism in Eukaryota, Fungi, Basidiomycota, Agaricomycetes, Polyporales, Polyporaceae. The transcript is spliced from 4 exons. The annotation marks the transcript as partial.